ACCAAGUUGAGCUGAGUCUUGAACAACUCUCAUCUAUCAUGGCACCCUCCAAUGGCACUAAUACAGCUAGCUUCCCAGCUGCAUCCACGUCCAGUCCUUCAAUCCGCCCGGCCCAGGUCAUUCAAGGCUCAUUUCCUGUCGCAAGCAUCAUCAUGCUCGCAAUCUCUAUAAUUGGCAUGGGUGCCCUCGUGGUCUUCGUGUUUCUCCAGCAUUCGCGCUCAUCAGCCAGGAUCAAGCAAAGCUCAUCGACGGCCCACAAAGACAAGACAAGCCCGAUCGACAAACAUUGGCCCCGUGUGCUCUCGUGGUUCUCAAAGAUGCAUCUCUGGCGUCCACAGACCAAGUCAGCCACCAAGCAUAAGCAGGGCGACGUGACUACUACUGUGGGCGCGUCGCACGCGACAUGCACCUUCGUCGCUGCUGCACCAUCAAAGUUCCUCGCCCCUCCUGUCGUGACACAGUUCAGAAUAUCAGACACAGACAAGUUUGUUGUGCUGUGCUCGGUCUGUUGCCCCCUUUUGGCGCACCAUACAUGCGGCGACGACUUAGGUGCAGAGUACUUUCGUCGACACUCCACAUAUAGCCCAUCACUCAGAGCAGCUUCCCGUGAAUAAUACACCAUCAAGUAUUCUCGAGCGCGAGCCGCAUAACGUCGACAUCCCGCUUUCCGAUCAGGGUCACUCGCGUACCAUCGAGCCAUCUGACCUCUCUCCGGCAAACCAGCCCCAGUCGUCGUCCAUUCCACCAACAUGGCCAAAGAGGACGCUUGCGCGAGAAGAUCUCCCAGUUUUAUGUGUAAAACCUACCUCAAGAUAACAUGUUGUACGCGCCUCGUGAUAUAUUCGUUUCAUUCCUUUUCCUAUAAAUAAGUUAUGAGAGGAUGUGACUCGGUGACACUCAAGGCUAUCACCGGUCGUAAGCUAGGAUAAACGU
Molecule: messenger RNA, 933 nt
Organism: Suillus clintonianus
Lineage: Eukaryota; Fungi; Basidiomycota; Agaricomycetes; Boletales; Suillaceae
Exons: 2
Coding region: 39-614 (191 amino acids)
Source: RefSeq, a predicted model, not a curated record